Messenger RNA from Phycomyces blakesleeanus NRRL 1555(-), 1800 nucleotides. RefSeq lists its product as hypothetical. Lineage: Eukaryota; Fungi; Mucoromycota; Mucoromycetes; Mucorales; Phycomycetaceae. Gene Ontology annotation, biological process: L-valine biosynthetic process. The transcript is spliced from 3 exons. The record is from RefSeq and is a predicted model, not a curated record. Gene Ontology annotation, cellular component: mitochondrion; acetolactate synthase complex. Bases 1 to 1800 code for a protein of 599 amino acids. Gene Ontology annotation, molecular function: magnesium ion binding; acetolactate synthase activity; flavin adenine dinucleotide binding.
AUGGACGACUCGUUUGUUGGAAUGUCCGGUGGAGAAAUUUUUCAUGAGAUGAUGCUCCGUCAAAAGGUCGAACAUAUCUUUGGCUACCCUGGAGGUGCUAUUUUGCCCGUAUUCGAUGCAAUCCAUGAAUCAGAAUACUUCAAGUUUAUCCUUCCUCGUCAUGAACAAGGUGCAGGACACAUGGCCGAAGGUUAUGCUAAGGCAACUGGAAAGGUUGGUGUUGUGUUGGUAACUUCAGGUCCAGGUGCAACAAAUGUGGUGACUGCUAUGGCAGAUGCCCUUGCCGAUGGAAUUCCCCUUGUUGUCUUUACUGGGCAGGUUCCCACUGGCGCUAUUGGAACUGAUGCUUUCCAAGAAGCUGAUGUGGUCGGUAUCUCUCGUGGUUGCACCAAGUGGAACGUAAUGGUGAAGGAUAUUGCCGAAUUGCCUCGUCGCAUCAAUGAAGCUUUCACCAUUGCCACAUCUGGCCGUCCCGGUCCAGUCUUGGUCGACCUUCCCAAGGAUGUUACCGCUGCAAUCCUCCGUCGCCCUAUCCCCACAAACGCUUUCAUCCCUGCUCGUCCUACCGCAAUCCCUAACACUGCCAUCGGUGCCUUUACUGAAGAUGCCCAGGUUAGACCCGAACCUUUGUUGGAGAAGGCUGCCGCUCUCAUCAACAUGGCCAAGCGUCCUGUAAUCUAUGCUGGUCAGGGUGUUCUUGGUCAUCCCGACGGCCACAAGAUUCUUGCCAAGUUAGCCAACGAUGGUAACAUUCCUGUCACUACUACUCUCUGUGGACUUGGUGCCUUUGACGAGAUGGAUCCCAAAUCUCUUCAUAUGCUCGGUAUGCACGGUUCUUGUUAUGCCAACCUUGCCAUGCAGAAUGCAGAUUUGAUCAUUGCCCUUGGUGCCCGUUUCGAUGACCGUGUCACUGGUAACCUCAAGCUGUUUGCCCCUGAAGCUGUCAAAGCUGCCAAUGAAGACCGUGGUGGUAUCCUCCACUUUGAAAUCAUGCCUAAGAAUAUCAACAAGGUGGUUGAGGCUACCCAUGCCAUCGAAGGCGAUGUAACCGAAAAUGUGCGUUCUAUGUUGCCUAUGAUCCGCUCUUCAGAGCGCAAGGGCUGGUUCGAUCAGAUCACUGAAUGGAAGGAGAAAUACCCUUGGUAUUAUGAGAAGCCCGUCGAUGAUGAAGCUACUCUUAAGCCUCAGCAGCUCAUUGAAGCCCUCGAUCGCCAAACCAGAGAUAUAAAGGAUAAGGUCAUCAUCACAACCGGUGUUGGACAACAUCAAAUGUGGGCUGCCCAGCUCUUCCGUUGGAGACAUCCUCGUUCUUUCAUUACUUCCGGUGGUCUCGGUACUAUGGGCUACGGUCUUCCCAGUGCUAUUGGUGCCAAGGUGGCCAAACCUGACCAUAUUGUUGUCGACAUUGAUGGCGAUGCUUCAUUCUCAAUGACCGCAAUGGAAUUGGCCACUGCUGCUGAAUUCAAGAUUGGUGUCAAGGUUCUUUUGCUCAACAACUCUUUCCAGGGUAUGGUUAAGCAAUGGCAGGAUCUUUUCUACAAGAACCGUUAUUCUGGAACUACUAUGAAGAACCCUGAUUUCUGCAAGUUGGCUGAAGCUAUGGGUGUCAAGGCUAUCCGCGUAACAAAGACAUCUGAAAUUGAAGAAAAGAUGGCUGAAUUCUUAGCUCAUGAUGGACCUGUACUGAUGGAUGCCGUCGUAUGCAAGAAAGAGCAUCUUUUCCCAAUGGUACCUGGUGGUAAAGCUCUCGAUGACUUUAUCAUCCACCCUUCUCUCGAAAAGAAAAAUAGAUCAACCUGA